Molecule: messenger RNA, 4335 nt
Organism: Sphaeramia orbicularis (orbiculate cardinalfish)
Lineage: Eukaryota; Metazoa; Chordata; Actinopteri; Kurtiformes; Apogonidae
Product: SEC23-interacting protein-like
Exons: 18
Coding region: 62-2980 (972 amino acids)
Cellular component (GO): COPII-coated ER to Golgi transport vesicle; cytoplasm
Molecular function (GO): glycerophospholipase activity; protein binding; metal ion binding
Source: RefSeq, a predicted model, not a curated record
UCAGAGCUGAAGCUGUGCUGCCUGCUGCUCCGGUAGUGGGUACGUGUAAUUUCAGGGGAAAAUGGCAGAUAGAAAAAAUAAUAAUGUUCCUAAUACUAGUUCAAAUUUGCUAUUCAGCGCCGCUCCGGAGUUUAACUUCAGUCUGCCGUUCAUGCCAGUGAGUCAGGCCACCGGGCCGGCUCUGCUGUCAGGAGAAGAUUCUAAUGAUGUUGGAGAAGAAGACAGUUUCCUCGGCCAGACCUCAGGGAAUGGACCGGCUGCUUCUACCUUUAACUACUUCUCGAGUCCGGUGACCAGCAGUGACCCGUUCGCAUCCAUCGGUCAGUCUCCAUGUCCGCCACCGGCGCUGUCGGCAGCACCGCCAUCGAUGGGCCCGGUUUCUGUUCCCAGCAGCGUCAGCAUGGCUCCGCCCCCCAGCGCACACAUGCAGGCUCCAGCCUUUGGAGGGGCAGUUUACCAGAGCCCUAUGGGACGCCAAACUCCUCCCCCCAACACGAUGACUCCGCCUCCUCCUCAGAUGCAGCCGCAGAGUCAUAACCCGUAUCGACACACCGCCACCAGCAGCAGAGCCAGUCCGUACAUACCGGCUCCGGAAGUCCUGCCGCCGAACCAUACACCUCCACAGAUUCCGUACUCGUACAGCUCGCCACCGCAGGCGUUCCCGAUGUCAGGACCAGCAUUCACAAAGCCUCCUCCUACACAGAUGCAGACGCCUCCUCCUCCUCCUCCUUCAUCUUCAACCGCCGGCGCCAUCGUCCCCGCCGGUCCCAUGAUGCCCUUCAACUACAACAUCUACGAAGCUGUUCAGCCUCACUGGUUUUACUGCAAACAGGUGGAGUCCAAGAGUGUCUGGCUUCCGUUCAGCAUUAUCGACUCCCUUCAGCUCGAGGAGACGUAUAACUCAGUUCAACCCGACCCAGAGAAUGUGAUCGUGCGAACAGACGGUGGCCGUUACGACGUGCAGCUCUACGACCGCCAGAGGACUGCGGUGUUCUGGGAGGAGGAGCCAACCGAAGUCCGCCGCUGCACGUGGUUCUACAAAGGGGACAACGACAGUCGCUUUAUUCCGUACUCUGAGGAAUUCAGUGACAAGCUGGAGGCAGAAUAUAAGCGAGCUGUGUCCACAAACCAGUGGCAUCGCAGACUGGAGUUCCCAUCAGGAGAAACCAUCGUCAUGCACAACCCAAAGGUGAUCGUCCAGUUCCAGCCCUCGUCCAUCCCAGAUGAGUGGGGCACCACUCAGGACGGACAGACCAGGCCCCGGGUCGUCAAAAGAGGGAUUGAUGAUGACCACGAUGAAGUGCCCGAUGGUGAACUCCCUAAGGUGGAUCAUCUGGUGUUCAUGGUUCAUGGAAUCGGUCCCGUCUGUGACCUGAGGUUCAGGAGUAUGGUCGAGUGUGUGGAUGACUUCCGUAAUGUGUCGCUGAAGCUGCUACAGAGUCACUUUAAGAAACCGCUGGAUGAUCACGCCAUCAGUCGGGUGGAGUUCCUGCCUGUUCAGUGGCACACGGCUCUUCAUGGAGACGCCACCGGAGUCGACAGGAGGAUAAAGAAGAUCACGUUGCCAAGCACUGGACGCCUACGUCACUUCACAAAUGAGACUUUGUUAGACGUGCUUUUCUAUAACAGCCCCACCUACUGCCAGACCAUCAUGGACACAGUCGCCAUGGAGAUUAACAGACUCUACGCUCUGUUCAUGAAGCGGAACCCGGAGUACACGGGGGGGAUGUCGGUGGCCGGACACAGUUUAGGUUCCUUGAUUCUUUUCGAUCUUUUGUCAAAUCAGAAGAACGGUUCUCCGUCUCUGUCUCCGUCAGUGUUUCCCAACGCCGGUGGAGAUGCCAAACAGGCGGCACCUCCUCCUGCUCCUCCUCCGGUCAGUAACGCUGUCACACCUCCGGCUGUAGAGGAGGAGCCUAAAGAAAACGGGGAACAGUUUGAGGACCUCUCUGCUGUUCUGGAACAUCUGGGCCUGUCUGAAUACAAGAGCACGUUGGACGAUGAGAAGAUCGACAUUGAGUCUUUUCUUCUGUGCACAAUCGAGGACCUGAAAGAGAUGGGAAUCCCACUGGGUCCAAGGAAGAAGAUCGCUAAAUUUGUGAAGGAGAGACUGAGCAAACAGGCAGCUGAGGAGAAGAAAGUGGAGGUGAAAGAAGAAUCCAGUCCAGCUGUUCCUCCUCCUCAACCUGCAGAGGCUCCUGAUCUGUCAGCGAAGAACCUCCCUGUCGCCAACACCAUCUCCUCCAUCCACGUCGACUACAACUACUUCGCAGUAGGAACUGGACAGGUGUCAGUGGUCUACCACUCUCUGGACUUUGAGCCUAUGAAUUUCUUCGCGUUGGGUUCUCCGAUCGGCAUGUUCCUGACGGUUCGAGGCCUGGAGAAGAUUGAAGAGACGUACCAACUGCCCACGUGCAAAGGGUUCUUCAACAUUUACCAUCCGUUGGACCCUGUGGCGUACCGGAUCGAGCCCAUGAUAAUACCAGACCUGGACCUGAAGCCUGUGUUGAUCCCACAUCACAAAGGAAGGAAGAGGCUUCAUCUGGAGCUGAAGGAGAGUCUGUCCAGGAUGGGUUCGGACCUGAAACAGGGCUUCAUCAGCUCCUUGAGAACCGCCUGGCAGACGCUCAACGAGUUUGCACGCGCUCACACGUCGUCUGCGCAGCUUCAGGCCGAGCUGGCCAUCGUAGCCAAUCAGAUCGAAGAGCAGGAGAAGCACGCGCAGGAGGUGUCAGAACAUAAAAUGACCGAGAGUCCAGAGCCUCUGAAAGAAGACGAACCUCAGGUGAAGAUCGGAAUGUUGAACGGAGGAAACCGCAUCGACUACGUCCUCCAGGAGAAACCCAUCGAGAGCUUCAACGAGUACCUGUUCGCCCUGCAGAGCCACCUGUGCUACUGGCAAUCUGAAGACACCGCUCUCCUUAUUCUGAAAGAGAUCUACCGGACCAUGAGCAUCCAUCCAGAGCAGAUUGCGCAUUAAUCCGGUUUAAAGAAGAAACCUUCCAUUCUACUCUCCUCAAGUAGAUGAUCCUUUUAUUUUUUUUUUCUUAUUUUCUAUUCAUGUAGUUUAUUGUACACAGAAAUAAUACAGGUGUAUUAUGCCAUUUGUCUUAAAUUAAGAAUAAUAUGAGUGAACUGGCAGAUUCAGAGACACUUGAUGAGUUUGGUAUCACAUUUUUACAGUAUAAAUUAUGGGACAGUGGAGUUUACUGAAUAUAAUCCAAACCCUAAGAUAGAAGAGAUGACAUGACAGCAGUUAAUGCAGCCUUCUGUUUAUUUCAUGGCCGUAACUCAAAAUAAACCAUUUCCUUUGCACAUGUUUGUAUGAACUGUUGUUUGGCUGAGAAUAUGAGGAAGACAUGGAACAUUUCUCCUAUGUAACGAGGAGACUAUCUACAAAAAGCUGAAAUCUUUGCAAAAACACUGAGUAAAAAUAAUUACAGUACAAGAUGAGAUGCAAGAGUUCGUUUUUUUUGAAAGAGAAAAUAAAGCAUUUGUUGCUGCUGUAAAUAAAGCUGACGUCUGUACUCAUUAACACGUGUAACUUCAGCCUUUCUCAUUAUGAGAAGGAAUCGAAUGAAUUAAGCCUCCAGCUGUCGACGCAGCCUCAAACAUCUGCAAACAAUCCACAGUGAGCGCGUAGGCACGUACAACAGACGGAUUCAACCCACAUGUAUGAAACAGGAAUCAUUAGGAGUAUUUACAACAUUCACUUCAGUCCAGUAUUAAGGGUCGUAGUGCAGUGAGCGAGUCCCACCGGGUAGAAAUGACAGACUUCUGUUACCGUGACGAUAAUAUUGGUCCACGCAGACCUGAUAUAGUUGUGCUGCAUGCGAUGCGUAGGUUUACUGGAAUUAACAUGCUUCUGUUCAUCUGCAGAGAUAGUGACUGAUUGUCACAUAAAGGUCCCUUUUUCUUUUUCCAUGUAACUAAAUCUACCAGCCUAUAAAUAUUAGACCAACUCAACAAUAUGGCUCUGUUCACAACAGCGAAUGUACCGGACAAAAAGACCAUAACAGCAGAAUUCUAUCUGACCGGUUUUCAGAUGGGAUGUUUAACUUUUGGAGAAAGUGCAACUUCUUAUUCUUCCUUCUGUUAAAAUUAAAUGUAUGUUUGUCCCUGUUGGAUACGUUUUGGAAUGCACGUCGUCUCAGAGGUCACGUCAAGCGAUAACAGGUAGGUAAGCAGCAGAAAGGCGUAAAAAAGGAACAAUUCAGGCGCCACAUUUGAAGCAGGUGGAAUGACUUAAUGACAGGUUCAUGUUUCUGAACUGACAUAACGAUCCGAAAACAAACGUCUGUGUCCAAAUCCAACAGAUAUACAGCUUCGGUAAAA